AUGGACUCGGGAGACCAAGUGAAUGCAGUCAGGGUGAGUAUCCGAAAAUAUUUGUCAUCAAUUUUUAUUUUUCGAAGUUUAGAUUCGCUCCUCGAAUUAUUUGUUUGGAAACUACGAAUUCUCAGUCACGGACGAAGCAAAUGAAAUUACCCAGAAGUUUUUGACCUUGAUGGUCAGAGGAGGUACGAAUGGCGACUGUUCUUUAAUAUUAUCCUUUAAACACAUCUGUCGAGUCGACUUUUUGGACAAUUCGGAAGGGAAGGGUGCUGGCCUUGUCGUCUACGUGAAUGAGUAUAUGGCCAAAAUAUUGAGCAACAGGCUGGCACUGGAUGGAAAUGCUUUUCUCAAUUACAGGCUGCCGAAUGGGCCCGAAUAUAGGUAAUAAUUGGGAUUUUUUAUAUUGUACUAGGUUCAAAAUAUCGCAAAUAUUCAUUUUUUCAGUUUUAUUGUGCUGGAUGUGAUCAACAGUGAUCCUCAGACGAUAAAGGCUCUGAGUGACGUUCUUUAUCAGGCCGAAGCAUACCACAGAGAAUACGUGGAAGAAAGGUUCAAGAAGAAUGGCAAAGAAAUAUCUGUUCCAUUAAAGUUUCUGAGUAAGUCUAAGAUUCUGUUUUCGAAAUUUGGCUUUAGAUCUCGUAAGUUUUGAAGAUUGGAGAAGAACCUUGGCGUAUUUACACAAAGACUUUGUUAUUGAAGAUGUUACCAUGGUCAACUCAAACCACGAAGAAGUCCGGUUUUUUUCCGGGCACUUUGAAAACAUUGUUCCGCCGGAAAGUAAGUCGGCCAUCAGUAAAUUUGGUACUAAAUUAGUUCGUGAAAUUUUAGAAUUCGAUCGACGGAAACAUCGAACUUUCAAUAUGGGAGCAAUCGAACCAAAAGUAAAUUUUUCAUUCUUUAUUUUAUUCUUGUGCUUUAGGUCCCCAGAUUAAGUCAGGCAGUAGCAGAAGUGCAUAUUCUGGAUGAUGAGGAGACAGCCUCUACACCAUCUAGCCAUCAGGUCGUUGCAGUUUACGAACCAAUUCCCAGCUUUAAAUUGACAAUCUACGAGAAUGACCUUUUAACCUUAAAUAAUACCAUCAUGUUGAAUGACAGUAUUAUCGACUUCUACUUGAACUACAUUUACUACCAUAUGCUGACUCCAGAAGUGUGAGUUUUUUACUCUUAUAUUGUAGUAGACCCCCAGAUGAAUAAUUGUCAUCAUUUUUUAGACGGGACCGGGUUUUCAUCUUCAAUUCUUUCUUCUACAGCAAACUUGGAAAAGGAGUUAUAUUUUCAAGCGGUUCCAGAUUUCCCAGGCCAAGGCCGAAAAGAGUAAGGUUUGAACUUUUUCUUGAUCUAUAUUGUAUAUCGUUUUAGCUUCAAGAAAAUUACAAUUCACUUAAAAGUUGGACGAAAAAUGUAAAUAUUUUUGAAAAGGAUUAUGUAGUCGUCCCAAUCAACGAAGAUGCGCAUUGGUAAGUGUACUUGGUGAGAGUUUCAUCUUGUUUUAGGUAUCUGGCAGUUAUUGUAAACCCUCGGGCUGGAAUUGUCUUGAAAGAAGAUACAGCCCCCACUGUAAUUGAAGUUCCAAAACCAAGUGGAGCUCAUGCGGAUGUGCCGGUGUUUAUAUUCGACUCUCUGAUGGAUGCAAACGAUGUGAAACGACAUCAGAAAGUAGUGGAGUUCCUCUCUCAUUAUGUUAGCAUGGAGUUCAAAGAAAAGAAGGAGGAACUCAGUCUUCCUGGCUGUGGUUAUCGACAACAGGCAUUCCAAUUACAUGUUCCCAACAAUAUGCCUCAACAGACAAACCAUUACGACUGCGGAAUGUUCUUGUUAGUUUUUGCGGAGGCUUUUUUGAGAAGAUCUCCCAAGGUGAGUAAUGGAGAAGAUAAAAGGUCCAGAUUUCUAGGUAUUCUUUUGAUAUUGAUUUUUCAGAUUGGGGAAUUCACGAAGAGCACUGAUUUCAUGGACUUGUUUGGCCAAAUCAACCUGAGAGGAAAGAGACAGCAGAUCAAAAAGAUCAUCCAGGACCUGGCCUUAUCAAAUCAAGAAAACGCGACCAAGAAAGAGCCUUCCCCGCCAGAAAAUAAGAAGGAAAACAACGAAAAUGGGACGGCAUCCCCAGUCAAUGAUUCGGAAUCCCUCAGCAUGCAUACAGACAUAACCAACGCCCCCUCUACACCUUCAUUGGUCUCACAAUCUUCUGUUUAA
Molecule: messenger RNA, 2190 nt
Organism: Bursaphelenchus xylophilus (pine wood nematode)
Lineage: Eukaryota; Metazoa; Nematoda; Chromadorea; Rhabditida; Aphelenchoididae
Source: the annotation of a GenBank genome assembly